GCGCUGAAGCUUUACCUCAUUACAGACUCUGCCGCCUUGAAACGGUCGCCCUCGUCAGCCCACGCGAAGAGUGAGCUUGCCGGAUUGGGCCCGUCCGCAAGGUCGUGGCCUUCAGCCUCAGCCUUGAACUCUGCAACGGUCGCAUCGCGAAGCCGUUCACGAUGCUUGACCCCGUCUCCGCAGUGGGAGUGGCAGCAGCCACGGUCCAGUUUCUCGAAUUCACAACGAAGCUACUCGCGACCGGAAAAGAAAUCCACGAUUCGGCCCAUGGUACCACCGAGGAACUUGUCCAAUUAGACGAGGUGUAUUCGCACCUCAAGAUGAUCAGCACGAAGCUCUCUCGAUCCGGUACGCCGACUGAUGGGAUGCCUCAGGAAGAGAAAGACCUGUGCAGACUGGCAACAUCAUGUCAGCAUGAAUGCGAGGGCUUCAUGGCGGCCAUAGAGAAGCUUGGGAAUAAAAGUGGGUCAAAGCGGGCCUUCAAAAGCUUCCAACAGGCUUUGAAGAUCAUCUGGAACCAAAAGGCCAUUCACACACUUGAAUCGAGAUUAGAGAAGUAUCAGAGGGAGCUAACAUUAGCUCUGGUUACUCGUUACGGCAAUGGCCAGUCAUCUGUCGUCAGUGGUCUGCAAAGUCUCAUUGCAGACAAUCGCCGGCUCGAGUUCAAUCAGAAGAGUCAAAGCGAUAGGAUCCUUGAGCUGCUUGAAGACAUAAAGCAAGGCGCCGGCCGUAUGUCAUCAACCCAGUUCGAUGGCCAGAUUGAGAUGAUCACUAUGAAACUGCCCGAGGCCUUUCACAUCGCAUCCGACAUGAUCCGGUAUCGAAGAUUCCUCCAGACCCUCUAUUUUUCGUCACUCAAAGCCCGGUACACGCGUAUCGCGAACGCCCAUGAGCGAACUUUCAAUUGGCUGUUCCAGGAUUCUGACACAGAGAGCGAACGCCAUACCCACGGCCGGCAUUUUGUGAGUUGGCUCCGGUCUGGCGAUGGCAUUUUUUGGGUCUCGGGAAAGCCAGGUUCCGGAAAGUCCACACUAAUGAAAUGGAUAUCCAGCCAGAAGAAAACUGAAGAGAUCCUGUUUCAAUGGGGAAAUCUGGCAUGGGAUAUCGAGCAGGUAGUUAUGGCCAGCUUUUACUUCUGGAGUGCUGGGACAGCCAUGCAGAAAUCACAGCAGGGUCUGUUUCAAUCUUUGCUGUACGAAAUUUUCAGCCAUGCUCCAGAUCUGAUACCGCAAGUGUGUCCUGCGAGAUGGCAAGCGACAGAGCUAGGAGGCGUUCAGGAUCCAUGGACCGUGAACGAAAUAUCAGACGCCAUCCAGCGCGCCAUUUGCCUCCCGGGGAGCACUACCAAAUUUUGCUUCUUCAUAGACGGCAUUGAUGAGUACAGUGGCGACCAUUUCGAGAUGGUACGCUUACUCGAAGAAUUCUCCCGACUACCAAACGUCAAACUGUGCUUGGCGAGCCGACCAUGGAACGUCUUCGAAGAUGCAUUUGGCCAGUCUCCGAAGCGUAAGUUCUACCUUCAGGACUUAACCCGAGGAGAUAUCGAACAGUACGUGCGUAACAAGUUCGAUCAGCAUCCAAUGUGGCAAAGCCUCUCGCACGACGACACCCAGUACAACAAUAUUGCUACGGAGAUCAUAGAGCGAGCACAAGGGGGGUUUCUCUGGGUUUUCCUUGUAGUUCGAUCGUUGCUCGACGGGCUGACAAAUGGCGAUACGGUGUCCCUCUUACAAGAAAGACUUCGACAGAUUCCCACCGAUCUACGGGAAUUCUUCAAGUAUAUAUUGGCUUCCCUGGACCCAUUGUACAAAGCUCACGUGGCACACUUCUUCCUGGCCUCCAUGGACUCCCCUGAGCCGCUACCGCUCUUGAUGUUCUCCUUUUUCGAGGAAGAAUUUGAUAGACCAGACUACGUGCACGAUCUCGACAUUACCGUUCUGAAGUCGAAGGAGCUCAAAAAUCGACACAAGCAGACGAAAAGACGCCUGAAUGGUAGAUGCAAGGGGCUGCUAGAGGUGCACCGCAACUAUUGGGAGGUUGACUUGUUCGACUAUCAGAUCGAUUUUCUCCAUCGUACCGUGAGAGACUUCUUCAUGACAGAGGAGAUGCGUCACGAAUUCGAAUCAAGGCUC
This is a messenger RNA of Trematosphaeria pertusa, 2132 nucleotides long. RefSeq lists its product as uncharacterized. The transcript is spliced from 3 exons. The annotation marks the transcript as partial. Lineage: Eukaryota; Fungi; Ascomycota; Dothideomycetes; Pleosporales; Trematosphaeriaceae. The record is from RefSeq and is a predicted model, not a curated record.